AGGCAGAGGCGUGACGUCUUCAGAAGUUGAGCAAACACCUCCUACUUCCCGGGCUCCCAUCCCAAUUUCGGCUGGGAAUUCGGAACCUGCCCUGCAGCGGCUCGGAAGAUCCGAGGCGGGGGGAGACCAGUCGGCGCCCCAGAGCGGACGAGUCACCAGGUGUCAAGAUGCUGCGAGUACGUAAGACUGCACUGGGCAGGCUAGGGGUCAGCCUCUCCAGGCAUCUUCAUUACAAAGCUGUGUUGGCUGUCCGGAGGGAGGAUGUGAACGCCUGGGAGAGAAGGGCUCCUCUAGCUCCCAAGCACAUCAAAGGCAUCACCAAUCUGGGAUACAAGGUCUUGAUACAGCCUUCGAAUCGGCGGGCAAUUCAUGAUAAAGAAUAUGUCAAAGCCGGUGGCAUUCUUCAGGAGGAUAUUUCUGAAGCUUGUCUAAUUUUGGGAGUUAAAAGACCUCCAGAGGAAAAAUUAAUGUCCAGGAAGACUUAUGCAUUUUUCUCCCACACAAUAAAAGCUCAGGAGGCCAAUAUGGGCUUGUUGGAUGAGAUUCUUGAAAAGGAAAUUCGACUUAUUGAUUAUGAGAAAAUGGUGGAUCAUAGAGGAGUACGGGUUGUGGCAUUUGGACAGUGGGCUGGUGUGGCAGGGAUGAUCGACAUUUUACAUGGAAUGGGUUUAAGGCUCCUUGCUUUGGGACAUCACACACCUUUUAUGCACAUUGGCAUGGCUCAUAACUACAGGAAUAGCAGUCAGGCUGUGCAAGCUGUCCGUGAUGCUGGCUAUGAAAUAUCUCUAGGUUUGAUGCCUAAGUCAAUAGGGCCCUUAACAUUUGUGUUCACAGGAACUGGUAAUGUUUCUAAGGGAGCCCAGGCAAUCUUUAAUGAGCUACCUUGUGAAUAUGUGGAACCCCAUGAAUUAAAAGAAGUUUCCCAAACUGGAGACCUCAGAAAAGUGUACGGGACUGUGUUAAGUCGCCAUCAUCAUCUUGUCAGGAAAACAGAUGGUGUGUAUGAUCCUGCAGAGUAUGACAAACAUCCUGAGCGCUACAUAAGUCGUUUUAAUACUGAUAUUGCACCCUAUACAACUUGCUUAAUUAAUGGAAUCUACUGGGAACAAAACACUCCUCGCCUCCUAACUCGCCAAGAUGCUCAGAGUCUCCUGGUUCCAGGCAAGUUCUCAGCUGCUGGUGUGGAAGGCUGCCCUGCACUACCACACAAACUUGUGGCAAUAUGUGACAUUUCAGCUGACACAGGAGGGUCUAUAGAGUUUAUGACUGAGUGUACAACAAUAGAGCGUCCUUUUUGCAUGUAUGAUGCAGACCAGCAUAUUAUUCAUGACAGCGUUGAAGGCUCUGGGAUCCUGAUGUGUUCUAUUGACAAUUUGCCAGCACAGCUCCCAAUUGAAGCCACGGAGUGCUUUGGAGACAUGCUUUACCCUUAUGUUGAAGAAAUGAUAUUAUCAGAUGCGACACAGCCUCUUGAAAGUCAAAAUUUUUCUCCUGUGGUGAGAGAUGCAGUGAUUACAUCCAACGGUACAUUACCUGAUAAAUAUAAAUAUAUCCAGAAACUCCGGGAAAGCAGAGAACGUGCUCAGUCACUUUCGAUGGGCACCAGGAAAAAGGUUUUGGUUCUUGGAUCUGGCUAUGUAUCUGAGCCCGUACUAGAAUAUUUAUCAAGAGAUGACAAUAUAGAAAUAACAGUAGGCUCUGACAUGAGGAAUCAAAUUGAACAGUUAAGGAAGAAAUAUAAUAUCAAUCCUGUUAGCAUAGACAUUUGUAAACAAGAAGAGAAGCUGGGCUUCUUGGUGGAAAAACAGGAUCUUGUUAUCAGCUUGUUGCCGUAUGUAUUGCACCCUCUUGUGGCCAAGGCUUGCAUCACAAACAAAGUUAACAUGAUCACUGCAAGCUACAUCACACCAGCAUUAAAAGAAUUGGAAAAAAGUGUGGAAGAUGCUGGCAUCACAGUUAUUGCUGAAUUGGGAUUGGACCCUGGUCUGGAUCACAUGUUAGCAAUGGAAACAAUAGAUAAAGCCAAGGAAGUGGGAGCCACGAUUGAAUCAUAUAUUUCCUACUGUGGUGGACUUCCUACCCCUGAAUAUUCAAACAAUCCACUGAGAUAUAAAUUUAGCUGGAGUCCAGUGGGAGUUUUGAUGAACGUAAUGCAGCCUGCCACCUAUCUGCUCAAUGGAAAGGUUGUGAAUGUUGCAGGGGGCAUCUCCUUUCUUGAUGCCGUGACGUCCAUGGAUUUUUUCCCAGGAUUAAAUUUGGAAGGCUAUCCUAACAGAGACAGUACGAAAUAUGCUGAGAUUUAUGGCAUUUCUUCUGCUCACACUUUGUUGCGGGGGACACUGAGAUACAAGGGAUAUAUGAAAGCUUUGAAUGGAUUUGUAAAAUUAGGUCUUAUAAACAGAGAAGCGUUUCCUGCCUUUAGACCUGAGACGAACCCUCUCAGCUGGAAAGAACUCCUGUGUGACCUAGUUGGGAUUUCACCCUCCUCUGAACACAACGUGUUGAAGGGUGCUGUUCUUAAGAAACUAGGAGGAGACAAUACCCAGCUGGAGGCUGCUGAAUGGUUGGGCUUACUUGGGGAUGAACAAGUCCCUCAGGCAGAGUCCAUUGUGGAUGCCCUCUCCAAGCAUUUGGUCAUGAAGCUUUCCUAUGGCCCUGAAGAAAAAGAUAUGAUUGUGAUGAGAGACAGCUUUGGAAUCAGACAUCCUUCUGGACAUUUAGAAAAUAAAACGAUUGAUCUUGUGGUUUAUGGGGACAUCAAUGGCUUUUCAGCCAUGGCUAAAACUGUGGGGUUACCCACCGCCAUGGCAGCCAAAAUGUUGCUUGAUGGUGAAAUUGGAGUCAAAGGCCUAAUGGGGCCCUUUUCAAAGGAGAUCUAUGGACCAAUACUGGAGCGAAUUAAAGCAGAAGGCAUUAUGUAUACUACACAGAGUACCAUUAAACCAUAAUUGGGAAUUAUAUUUCAUUUUUUUCUUCCCAGGCAAUACAGCUCUGAAGAUGUCUGUGAUAAACGGACUUGCUAAUGUGCUGUUUUAAAGUAUAAAGCAUAAUAUGUUUUGGUUAACACAAUGUUGUUUUUGAACUAUAAAUCUUUAUUUUAAUAUGGAAAUGUUUGAAACAGGAGAGGCCACCCACUACCGGAGAACUUUAAUAAUUCUACCCCGUAUUUUAGAAAUACGUUUGUGAAAGUGAUGAUUGUGCUAUUUGCUAAUUUAUUUUGCCACUUUUUUCUCACAAGAACACAUUGUCCUAUACUCAGCAGAUGAAGUUUUACUCUUUUAGUCAGAAAAACUUCCUCAUAAAGCUAUAUUUUUAUAUUUUUAAAAUUGACACAGUUAGCUUUGGAUUACCUAUGUAUGUGUCUUUGCCAAAAUGCUAUUUUAUGCCCUUUUUGUAAAGUUGCAAUUUAUUUAGUAAAUGUAGUUCCUUAUACUUUUCUCUUGAGUGUUUGGAAAUGAGAAUAGAUAACACUGAAUCACAGUUUACAAGAUCACCUCAUUAGGCACAGAAAAAGUGUUUAACAAAAUACAACACCCUUUCACAAUAAUAACAAAACAAAACAAAACAAAAUGAAACACCUCAAUAAACUAGGAAUAGAGGAAAACUUCCUCAACCUGAUAAAGAACAUCUAUGAAAAACCCACAGCUAGCAUCAUACUUAAUGGUGAAAGAUUGGAUUAGUGCCCCCUGAGAUCAGAAGUAAGACAAGGAUGUCUGCGUUGCCCAUUUCUAUUCAACUUGUACUGGAUAGUCAAGAAGGGGCAAGUAGACAAGAAAAUGAAACAAAAGACAUCUAGAUUGGAAAGGAAGACGUGUAAGUAAGUAGAGAUGGGAGAUGAUAUGGUGAUUUUAUGCAUAUGAAUCCAAAGGAAAUCUAUAGAAAAUCCAAAGACAUGAGCUA
Molecule: messenger RNA, 3900 nt
Organism: Sapajus apella (tufted capuchin)
Lineage: Eukaryota; Metazoa; Chordata; Mammalia; Primates; Cebidae
Gene: AASS
Product: aminoadipate-semialdehyde synthase
Exons: 24
Coding region: 168-2948 (926 amino acids)
Cellular component (GO): cytoplasm
Molecular function (GO): saccharopine dehydrogenase activity
Source: RefSeq, a predicted model, not a curated record